Molecule: messenger RNA, 4002 nt
Organism: Alexandromys fortis (reed vole)
Lineage: Eukaryota; Metazoa; Chordata; Mammalia; Rodentia; Cricetidae
Gene: Gtf3c5
Product: general transcription factor IIIC subunit 5
Exons: 12
Coding region: 307-1863 (518 amino acids)
Biological process (GO): transcription initiation at RNA polymerase III promoter
Cellular component (GO): transcription factor TFIIIC complex
Molecular function (GO): RNA polymerase III type 1 promoter sequence-specific DNA binding; RNA polymerase III type 2 promoter sequence-specific DNA binding
Source: RefSeq, a predicted model, not a curated record
AAGUUCUCACUGGACAGGAUAUCCGGAAGGACCCGGUCGAGUCCUGGCUCCGGCUGGUUUGGCUAGCUGGUGGGAUACAGUCCGCCCCUCUUCUUUUUAAACAAAAAACUUCUGGUCUGCUGUAGUACCGCAGAAUAAACAGACGCUGUGGUGCGUUGGUUCCGGAAGGCCUUGGAGUUUCAGUGAUUUAGGGGGACGUGAACGGAAAGGAGAACCGGAACCAUUCCUUCGCGGAACCAUUGAGGUGAGGCCUCGGGGAAGCAUUUGAGGAGCGGACCACGGCGGCCCGGGACCGGACUGGCAGGUAUGGCGGCGGUGGAGCCGGACGCGGAAUCAAAGGCCGCCAUCCCCGUGGACCUACGGCGGGAACGGCGACUGGUGUGCGUGGAGUACCCAGGCGUCGUGCGUAAUGAGGCCAAGAUGCUACAGACUCUGGGCGGCGAGGAAGGCGUCUCUCGAAUCUACACUGACCCUUCCAAGAGGCUUGAGCUCUACUUCCGGCCCAAGGACCCAUACUGCCACCCUGUGUGCGCUAACCGUUUCAGUACCAGCAGCAUGCUGCUCCGGAUCAGGAAAAGGACCAGACGGCGGAGAGCUGCCCCGGGGGCUGAGACCCAACCCCAGGUCACAUUCGACUUGGAAAUCCUUGGCAUCAUCUCCACAAUUUAUAAAUUCCAGGGAAUGUCUGACUUUCAGUACUUGGCAGUGCACACGGAAGCGGGUGGCAAGCAUGUGUCCAUGUAUGACAGAGUGCUCAUGCGCAAACCCGAGAAGGAGGAGUUCUUCCACCAGGAGCUGCCACUUUACAUCCCCCCACCCAUCUUCUCCCGGCUCGACACCCCAGUGGACUAUUUCUAUCGCCCUGAGACACAGCACCGGGAAGGCUACCACAAUCCCUCCAUCUCGGGCGAGAACCUGAUUGGAUUGAGUAGAGCCCGGCGCCCCCAUAAUGCCAUCUUUGUCAACUUUGAGGACCCUGAGGUACCUCUACAGCCCUUGGAGGCUGCAGUACAGACUUGGAAGAAGGCCUGCACCAACCCCAUAGAUCAGAAAGUGGAGGAGGAGCUGAGGCAGCUCUUCGACAUUCGUCCAGUCUGGUCACGAAAUGCUGUCAAGUCUAACGUCAGUGUCCACCCUGACAAGCUCAAGAUCUUACUUCCCUACAUGGCUUAUUACAUGAUAACAGGUCCAUGGAGAAGCUUGUGGAUUCGUUUUGGCUAUGACCCUCGAAAACACCCAGAUGCCAAAAUUUAUCAUGUGCUUGACUUUCGAAUCCGCUGUGGAAUGAAAUACGGUUAUGGUUCCAGGGACAUGCCUGUCAAAGCGAAGCGCAGCACAUACAACUAUAGCCUCCCCAUCACUGUCAAGAAGACAUCCAACCAGCUUGUUAACAUGCGUGACCUAAAGCAGGGCCUGGGCCCAUCAGGAACAGACGGCCCACGCAAAUUGACCUACAAUAAGUACAAGCUCAAGGAUUCUGUCUACAUCUUCCGGGAAGGGGCUCUGCCACCCUAUCGACAGAUGUUCUACCAGCUGUGUGAUUUGAACGUGGAAGAAUUGCAGAAAAUUGUUCACCGCAAUGAUGGGACAGAGAGCGUGUGCACGGAGAGAGAUGGAUGGUGCCUUCCCAAGACCACAGACCACCUGAGGGACACCAUGUCACUCAUGAUUCUGCAGACCAUCCGCUCUGAGAGGCCUGCUCUGUUCUCUGACACAGGUAAGGCUGAUCAAGGGAAAGGCCAGCUGAUGUUCGAGUCUGGUGAGGAGGGCGAGGAGGAAGAGGAAGAGGAGGAAGAGGAAGAUUUCAAGCCCUCAGAUGGGAGUGAAAAUGAGAUGGAGACAGAGAUUCUGGACUAUGUGUGACAGCGCUGGCUCCAGGCAACCAGGACAUGCUGGUGUACCGUGAUGGGACAGUUGGGACAGGCCUGUGCCCCAUCCAGGGUGGUGAGAUGAGGACACUGGGCAACCUCAGACUGGGCUCAGCCUGACUUCGCCAAAUGGACCAGCUCUUCAGUUCCCUGGAAACACCCUCUUGUCUGACAGCUUCCUUUUGUAAAACCAGAGUCUGUCAUGUCCCUGCCAAGCUGGCCUCCCUGGAAGGUUCUCUCAUGCAUGGCCUCCCAAGCCCCUGGGCAGUAGCACCACUUCCUGAAGGAUGCUGAGUGAGAGAUGGGCCAUUGCCUUGUUUCUCUGUGCGGCCUCUGUCCCUUGAACCGUGUGGCCUGGCACACACAGUCAAGUCACAGCAAUUCCAAAGCCAGAUGCCUUGAGCCAGCUCAUCCUCCUGACAAGAUUGAGGACCCAUUGUUUCAUUUGGCCCAAAUGGAUACCCCUGGGAACUUCCCAGCCUUGCAGGGAAGCAGCUGGACCCUUGUCCUCUGAUGACCCUGCUCCCUGCUGCUUCAAAGAAAGCUCAGCCUAGAGGCAGGAAGUAAUCCUUCCCUAAAGACUGGCCAGCCUUGCCUGGCCCCACAGGACUUCUCUCACAGAAGCUGCCAGGAUACCUCAGCCAGGAGCAUUCCCACUUCUGAGCUGCUGCCCAACCUGGUCUUUGGGGAGGUCUAUCUAGGUUCUGGUCCCAUCUACCCAGGAAUAUCUUGACUGUAGAUCUGAGGAAGGUUCUGAGUAAGGGACCCCAUGCCCUUUGAAGGCCUUACCUACACAGAGCCCAGGGCAAUAGCAGUCUUGCCUUAGGUUGGCCAAACUAAGACGUCCUGAGCUCUAGCCACACCUAGCAAAGGGUGGUGAUUCUUCUCCUGAAUUCCCAUGUAAAUAAAAGUGUUUUCAGUAUGAAAAUAUAAAAUGCCCUCGGAAGUGCUCGUGUUUCAUGCAGCUGAUUCCCAGUCCCCUGACUUCACAGCACCUGAGUUGCACCCUGGUAUUGUUUUCUAUUUGUGUUUUGCUGGGUGUGGUUGAGAAAAGACCAUACUUGUCUCUAACAGAACUACAGUGCUAUUUGGCACAGAACCAUUAGAAUUUAUUGUAAACAGCUGGCUUACAGUUGUGGUACAGGUCCACAGCCUUGGGGCAUGGUGUAGGGUGGAGAUUCAGUGAAAGGGCUGCCGUCAAAGGUGGCACCCUGGCUGUCCCGUCCCUCCCCCGCAGUCUCAGGCCUGCAGUAGACUGGGCAUGAAGCCCACCCACAUAGAGGCUAAGCUUUCCUGUCACCGCCUACUGAUUUAUACAGCAUUUCAUCUGAAAAAAGCCUCAAACAUCAGAAUGCUUGACCAAGUGUUUUAGGGUUUGUUGGCUUGUUUGUUUGUUUUGAGACAGGCUCUCUCUAUGUAGCCCUGGCUGUCCUGGAACUCACUGUGUAGACUAACAUUGAACUCCCGGAGAUCCUUCUGCCUCCACCUCCUUCAUGCUGGGAUUGAAGAUGUGUACACCGUGCCUACCUUGACCAAAUAUCUGUGUACCCUGUUAAUAUGUGACAUUGAUCACCAUAGUUAACACAAUUUCCAGUUCUUUCCAGCAGCCCUUUGGCCUCUGGGGGCACCUGUACUCAUGUGUGCAUACUCCAUACAGACAUAUACACAUAAUUUAAAAUAACAAAUCAUUGAAGUACAUACGUUUAACAGUUGAUAAACUAGACAAUGUAACAUGAUAAAAUCAGAAGGCUGCUUGGGGUCAUUUAAGCCUCUCUGUUCUUUGUACUUGGGGUGAGUUCUGCAGGCCAGUGCCUGAAGGGACUCUCCCAAGUGAGGCCACUCACUGGCUCCUGUAAGCUUAUAUCUCCUGCCUGAGAGCAAAGUAGAAGCACCUCUCCCGAGGCACCUGCAACCAGGAAAGGGAACUGCAGACCCUGCGCUUGCCAUGCAUGCCAGGAACUCCUUGUCAGAGAGAAACUGAGGCUCAGGCCACAUAGCUGGGGAGUGGCAGCAGCAGGCCUGGCCUGAGUUGUGGUUGUAAUUCUGAUAUACGUGGCACCAGUGUUGGUGGACUUUACUUCUUAGGAAACAUUUUAUCCGCCCCCCACCAAAGGAAAACCAACUGCUAUUAAAA